UGUAAACAAGCAACGCGCGUUUUUACCUGUUUAUUCGUGUCCCGUAGAAAUUGGUGAGCCGCUUCCCGCAUCAUGGCAGCAAAAAUCGACCAGAAAGAGUAUCUGAAACGCUAUCUUUCCAACGAUAAGGACGCGAAGAAGAAAAAGAAAAAGAAAGACAAGCUAAAAGCGGCGAAAAAAGCCAAUGUAGUGAUCGUCGAUGAUGAUCUCGACCUAUCGGCACUGCAGAGCCGGAUCGAUGACAAUGAAACGGACCUGUUCGGGCUCGACGAAGAGGCACCGCAGGUGGUGGGAAUUAUCGACGAGCGGCCGCCGGAACUGCGCGCCAAGGAGGACUUUAGUAGCGCCAAGUGGAAAGCAUUGAACGCUAACGAUGGUGGUUUCGACGGGAUGCUACGGGCAAACGAAAGCACACGGCCGGAUGGUGAUGCUGAAGCUCGGGUGAGCUUUAAAGCGCAAGGAGCGAAGACCGAACGCCGGAGAAAGUAUGACUCGGACGAAAGCCCGCCACGUCAACAGAAGGGCAGUAGGCGGGAUAGGAGAGGGAAGGAUUCGGAUGAAAGUCCUCCUCGAAGAAGAGCGUCGAAAGAGAAGGACGUGUCUAGAGGGAGAAACAAGCGGGACGAUUCGGAUGAGAGUGCAGCAAGGAAAUCCGCAACGGGGAAAAGCAGGAAAAGACAUGAUUCGGACGAAAGUCCACCUCGAAGGGGGAGAUCCAAAGAGAAGGAAGACACAAGAAGAAUGCGAAGAGAUGACGAUUCCGAUGAAAGUCCUCCACGAAAAACGGAUAGAAGGAAUCAUCAGGACCCGGACGAAAGUCCACCUCGAAGGGGGAAAUCGAAAGAGAAGGAAGUGAGAAAGAAGGGAAAACAAGAUGAUACACGGGAAAGUACGAGAAAAAAUUACGACUCGGAUGUAAGUCCACCACGAAGAAGGAGAUCCAAAGAGAAGGAUGACGCAAGAAGAAAACGAAGAGGUGACGAUUCCGAUGAGAGUCCUCCUCGUAAAACUGGAACGAGUAAAAACGCGAGAAAACUUCAGGAUUCAGACGAAAGUCCACCACGAAGAAGGAUAUCCAAAGAGAAGGACAUUUCUAGAGGAAAGGGACGAAGGGAUGAAUCUGACGAGAGCCCUCCCAGAAGAAAAGCAGGCACUGAGAAACGGAACGAUACUAGCCUACCACGCAAACGCCGACAGCAUGACUCAGAUGAAAGUCCUCCCCGGCGAAGGGAAGAAAAGGCACCGGAGCGACGCAAACAACGACACGAUUCGAUCGAAAGUCCGCCCAGACGCCACCGGGAUAAGGAACACCGCGAAAGGGACAAAAGAGAGGUACGGCAUCGUUCGAGCGAUACGGACGAGAGCCCUCCCGGGAGAAAGGAAUACGAUCGCAAAAAGUCCUCCAAUCGUCGUCAGGAUUCCGACGAAAGUCCACCACGCCACAGCCGGGCAAAGGAAGCGGAAGUCGGCCGAUCGCAAACCGUAACAGUGAAGAGAGAACGUCGCCACUACGAUUCAGACGAAAGUCCCCCAAGACGCUCAUCGCGUCGAAGCCCCGAAAGGAGACAGCAGCAACCUUCCCACAGUAGAACGGUUUCACCGCCGGUGCGUAUCAAACAGGAAAGGAAAAGUUCCGACUCCGACCUUUCCCCGCCGAGGAAAUCGACCCGUCCACAGGAUCGGGAUAGUCCACCGCGAAGCAACCGAACGCGUGAACCGUCCCAGCUGGUGGAGCAGCGCAGCAUCAAGCGGGAACCACGCUCGCCGUCCACAUCCGUUAGUAGGCACGCACCGGCGGAAAAGAUGGCGAAAACGCUCGACGGCAAACGGGCCGGUCUGCAGGACGCAAAGUCCUUGCGGGAGGAAAACGAGCAGCAUCGGGCCCGGGAAAGGGAAGCGCUGAUGAAGCUGUCGGACGAAAUGUCCGGCCGGUAUGCGGAAACGGUGGUGCGCGAGAAGGGCGGCCGGCGCCGCGACGUGGAGAAGGAGCUGCGCGAGGAGCUGGCGAAACGAAAGCACGAUGAGAAGAAGAAGGAAAUUUACACCCGCUGGGGCAAGGGCGUUAAACAGGUGGAGGAUUACAGGGCGCAGCUGGAGGAGGCGGCUCGCGAGAUGGAGAAACCGUUGGCACGGUACGCCGACGACAAGGACCUGGACGAGCAUCUGAAGCAGCAGGAGCGGGAAGGUGACCCAAUGCUGGAGUACCUGCGCAGCAAGCGAAGGGAGGAGAACAAGCGGGCCGGCAUCCCGGAAAAGCCCGUCUAUCAGGGUGCGUUCCCGGACAAUCGGUACGGCAUACGGCCCGGCUAUCGAUGGGACGGUGUGGACCGAUCGAACGGGUUCGAAAAGCGCUGGUUCGAAACGAUGAGCAAGAAGAAGGCAGUAGAGGAGGAGGCGUACAAGUACAGCGUGGAGGACAUGUAAGCGUGGAGCCAGGUAGUAGUUAAUAGUUUUACAACAAUAUCUUCAUAUAUGAGACCCGAAAGUACAUGUUACAGAGAAGACCA
This is a messenger RNA of Anopheles merus, 2507 nucleotides long. Its product is annotated as BUD13 homolog. Gene Ontology annotation, biological process: mRNA splicing, via spliceosome. The record is from RefSeq and is a predicted model, not a curated record. Gene Ontology annotation, molecular function: RNA binding. Bases 73 to 2424 code for a protein of 783 amino acids. The transcript is spliced from 3 exons. Gene Ontology annotation, cellular component: RES complex; U2-type spliceosomal complex. Lineage: Eukaryota; Metazoa; Arthropoda; Insecta; Diptera; Culicidae.